Molecule: messenger RNA, 1980 nt
Organism: Durusdinium trenchii
Lineage: Eukaryota; Dinophyceae; Suessiales; Symbiodiniaceae
Source: the annotation of a GenBank genome assembly
ACAACAUUGAUGGUCUCAUGUUGUAGAGAUUUUUGGGCUACCUGAGUCGAGUCUUCCACUGCAUUUUGUAGAGAAUUUUCCGGUGGCAGGACUCUCCUUAUUUUCUGUCAAACGCGUUGCAUCCGUUGUACAUUGCCAUGUAGGAUCUUCGGCCAAUGAAUCCGAGCGCGAGAUGGCCCGCCCAUCAUAGCGCUGCCGGUGCUCGGUGGUUGCCGAGGUGGAGGUGGCAUUGCAGCUUUGUACCCGAGGAAGCCUUUCAUCGCUCCGGAAGGUCCGCCAGGACGGUAUUUUCCUUGGUCCUCCUUCGGUGCAGUGGGCGCGCCACUCGACGAAAGGGCCGUCAUGAGGCGCUUCACCCCUUGGAAGCGCUGGAACUUGCUUCCCUUCGGCCACGGCGCUGCAGCUGUGGCGCUCGCUUGCCGAGGAGGCCCAAGUUCCUCUCGCUGAUCGACGUCUAUCGGCCUUGGGGCAACGUUGCCAAACACGUCGAGGGCGGCCCGGCGGAGACAGGCAGCGGCUUGGUCUUGCGCUUUUUGCAGGCCAAGCCCCAGGUCUGGGCUGCACUUUUGAGGCCCGAGUAUCACACCUGGCACUCGCAUACGAAGAAAUUCCACAAGGAGCUCUCUGAGUCCUUGGCCACGCUCGCGGAGCCGACGGUGACCACUGCGGGCCAUGUGGUGGACCUUUGCUGUGGGAAGUCAUUAACCUCCGCUUUGCUGUCUUUGGACAGCGGCGCCUGCUCCGCCAUCACAGCGGUGGACUGGCGGGAGGAGUGUGAGCUCCCACAUCACGACCUCGCGUCGCAGAGAUCGGAGCGGAGACCGGAGGCAGCAUAUGCAGAUGUGCCUGUGAAGUACCUAAAGCAUGAUGUUCUUGCCGAUGACUUUCUUCAAGUGCUUGGCAAUCGCAUCAUGGAUGUGGGAAGGCCGACCUGCAUUCUGGGGAUGCAUCUCUGCGGGCGAUUGAGCCUGCAAGCCAUCGCGGCCUUUCAAGAGAUCCGCUUGGUAAGGUCUUUGGUCUUGACGCCCUGCUGCCUACCACACGUCACCCAGGCGCCUCAGGAGCUCCAAGGCAUCUAUGGCUGUGGUCUUUCUGAUCCAGAGCAAUUCGACCUUUGGGCUGAGUAUUUGGAGAAGUGCCUGAAGCAAACAGGUGCCGAGGUCACAAGGAGGGUGGAGCACGGCAUCCUGUCCAGCCGGCGGACCAUGUUCACCGCGGUGAAAAGAGAGAAGAAGCCCAUGCUCGCCAUUCUGCGCUGGCACUUGCUCACAGAGAGCGCUGUGUCUUGCAGCGCACGCAACCCCUUCGACCCGUCGAGCGAUCCCAAGGCGAGGUUGGACUUCAUGGCAAAGUCCAGCGACCAGGCGUUCGGUCACACAAUGGAACUCGAGCACGCUCGAGGGAUGGUCACCGCCUUGGUGGAGAGAUGGGACGAAGAAAAGAGGUGGGUGAUCAAGCAGCCGCAAGUGCAAACAGAACCCGAGCAGCCAAAAGAGCAGCGCCAGUGGCUGAGAACGGUGGACAUGGAAGAUCACGGAAGUCCAGAUUCCGAAGCCCAAGCCGGGGGGACCCAGAUCGGUGGACGGUGCGAAUCAAAUGUCUCGCUGGCGCUCGACAACGGUGGAGAACGGGUAGAGGCCAGGCCUUUGGAGGCAGCCAAGGCACCGCCGCAGCGGUCCAGCGUCCCAGGACCUCGGGCAUCUCUUUCGAUCUCUUCCAUUCGGGCAUCUUUUGGAAUCCAAGAGCAGCUUAUGAUGUGAAGCAUUCAGACAGCAUUCUCAGAUUGUCCAUCUUCAAACCAUUUGUGACAUGAGUAUAUCAUAAUAGGUGCCCAAGCUUGAAGUGUUUGGGAAACAUUGGGGACUGACCCCCUCCUCCAAUGGCUUUGCCACAGGUUGCUUCAACUGUUGGAUUGUGCAUGAGGUUCGACCUGGCCGUUUGCGAUACCGAUGAUGAAGAGGACUAUUUUCCUUCAAAGGC